AGAUUACGUGACACAACUUUUUUUCUGGAUAUUUAAUCAAAAGUUUACUGUGGUUUCCUUUUUAGAAAUGAAUGAAUAAAAAAUUUUUAGAAUUUAAAAAGAUACGCUUCCACCUUCUCCCAUAAUUAUUUUUUUUUAUUCAAAGCAUAAAAAUGGAAAUCAAUUUUAUUCAAACGCAAGCAUAUGUUUGCUUUUGGUUGGGAGCAUCUAUUAUGAUAUGCAUUCACAACAUGGUCGUAGCGAUAAUUUCAUAUAAAACACGUAGAACACGUAAAACACACGCUUCAAGUAUUCUUAAAAUUAUUUUCAAUUUUGGUCAAAUUAUGCGCAAUUCUGGAUCUGUUGGCUCUUAUAUAACUCCAAAAUUCCCUACAAUCCUUCAAUGUACUGUCCCUUUAUACAUUACGUAUAUUGGAAACAUCGUAUCGAGAUUAUCAUUAACAGCUUUCUUAUUAUGGAGGAUAAGGCAAAUAGAUACGGAAAGUAAAGUCUGGGAUAAACGAAUAUGCAUUUUAUUAUUUGUAAUUAGAGCUGCAUUUACGAUCCCAUACCUAAUUUUCCAACGAAUAUCUACCAUGUAUAUAUCCGAAAGUGAUACAUAUAUUUGUUAUUACGAUUUUCUUGAUAUUGCCCCUUACGGUACUGGAGGAAUUGUCACGGACUUUAUAGUUGAUAUAUAUGUGACCUCACGUUUAGUCCUUAUUUUACAAAAUGCCAAUAAAAAUGCUUCUCAAUUGUCUUUAAAUAUUAGAAGCAAGAGAACAUUAUUCACAGCUGUUACGUACUGGAAUUUUUUACGAUUAAUAAUAUCUCUCAUCUUUCAUCUUAAUGCUGUUUUGGAUAUAUUUAAUCUUGUACAAGAAGGUCCAUCAAUGACUGUAAAAUGCUUAAUACACAUUUUGCUAUCUUACGUAAUCACAAUCGAUGCUGAAAUUGUUCAAGCCAUUAAGGGUAAAGGUCAACAGAAUGGAUCGUCAACAAAUACUGAUGAUCAAACUCACAGCCAAAUUAUUGAUAAUGAUAAAAUAAUAGUUGUGUCAAUGAAAAAAUUAACAUUCUUCGAAUGUACAAGCACUAUAUUAAAAAAUGAGGAUGAGAAUGAUGAGAACCAUGGGGAUGAUGAGAUUAAAGAUGAUGACGAGAUUAAAGAUGAUGAUGAGAGUAAAGAUGAUGAUCAAAAAAUUAAUGACACAUUGAAAGAAUCUUCAAAUAUGGAAAUCAUUUUCCAUUAA
Molecule: messenger RNA, 1232 nt
Organism: Rhizophagus irregularis DAOM 181602=DAOM 197198
Lineage: Eukaryota; Fungi; Glomeromycota; Glomeromycetes; Glomerales; Glomeraceae
Source: RefSeq, a predicted model, not a curated record